Messenger RNA from Seriola dumerili (greater amberjack), 5407 nucleotides. It is a transcript of the gene tns3.2, whose product is annotated as tensin-3-like. The record is from RefSeq and is a predicted model, not a curated record. NCBI's taxonomy places the organism in Eukaryota, Metazoa, Chordata, Actinopteri, Carangiformes, Carangidae. The transcript is spliced from 26 exons. Bases 70 to 3723 code for a protein of 1217 amino acids. Gene Ontology annotation, biological process: dephosphorylation. Gene Ontology annotation, molecular function: protein binding; phosphatase activity.
UAGUGCUGUGAUUUUGACUUCUUGUUUAUUCCAUCAGCAGCUGAGGUGCCCAUGUGACUGAAGUCAGUCAUGGAGGAACUGCGCCAAAUUGAUCUGAUCUACAUCACUGAACGUAUCAUCACCAUAUUCUGCCCUCCUGAGUGUCUGGAGGAGAGCUACCUGCAAAACCUGCAGGACAUUAUUCGCAUGCUGCAGUCCAAGCAUGUACACAACUACAUGCUCAUCAACCUCUCACAGAAGAAUGGCACUCUCACACAAAUGAACCACAAGGUUUUGGACACCGGUUGGGUGGAUCUCCUGGCUCCCAGCUUGGAUCAGAUCUUGAGUGUGUGCACAACCAUGGAGAACUGGCUGCAAACAAACCCGAAGCAUGUCCUGGUGUUACACUGCAGGGGAGGUAAAGGGCGGAUCGGGGUCCUGGUGGCUUCUUACAUCCACUUCAGCAACAUGUCAGCCAGUGCAGGCCUUUCUCUCGACCACUUUGCCAUGAGGAGGUUCUACAACGACAAGCUGUUUGCUCUGAUGACCCCUUCACAGAAACGGUAUGUUUGGAUGCUGGGGAGCAUGUUAAAAGGAGGUCUGAGGAUGUGUCCCUCUCCAUCUUUCCUCCUCUGUGUUGUUCUUCAUGGUCUUCCCAAAAUAAGACCAGAUGGAGGAUGUUGCCUCUUUCUGAGAGUCUACCAGAGCCUGCAGGCUGUCUGCACAUCAGCAGUUUACCACGUUACUGCAGCGCAGACAGACCGGCUCUACUUCGUGCUACAGCCGGCUCAGCUGCUCAAAGGAGACAUCAUGGUGGUGUGUUAUGAUAAGAACAGCCACUUGUCCAGCCGGCAGGUCGUCUUCCGUCUCCAGUUUCACACCGGCCUCGUGCACGGACACACACUCACCUUCUUGAAAGCAGACCUUGACUGUGCCAGUGAAGGCAGAGAGCUCUGGCACAACGGCGCCUCUGUCACGGUGGACUAUGACACCUUGGACCCUUUAGUGAGGCGAGACUCCUUCCAGGACAUGUCUUCUCUUGAAACAGUUCCACCCCCUGUCCUCGACCCUGGAAAUGGCAGUUUGUACGGCCGAGUGAGGAAGAAGAGCAGCGAGGAAGGAGUUUCACUGCCCUUGACCACCAGCAGUCCCAGCUGCAGCGACCGAGCUCCGUCCGCCAGCAGCGACUCCGGCCUCUCUGUGGCCUCGCAGGGGAGAACCGGGGCAAGGCAGAGGAGAGGGGUUGCGCGGGACAAGAGCACCCAAGCGGGGAAGCUUCUCUCAGGGUUGGACUUUGAGAUCGCUCAGCCUCUCCUGGAGGUCAUGACUGAGCUCGCUGCGUGCGGUGGAGGGGAGGUGCAGAUGGUUGGAGAUGAGACUGGAUUGGGAACCACUAUCAACGGAGAGGCUUCGUCCAGCGAGAGGGAGACUGACAUACUGGAUGAUGAGGACGAUGCAGCAGCUUCUGCUUUAGACGUACUGAGCUCGAGUAGCAUCGGCUCCCUGUCCUCAGAGAAUCUACCGGAGACUCAGAGAUCAGCCCAGACCGAGUACUCCACGCACUCCUGGGUGAGGCAGCAGCAGAUGGUGGAUGUUGUCACCCAUAAUUACAUCGAGGUGGUGGCGGAGGAGAGGUCGAGCAGGGUGAGGAAAGAGAGGCCUCCACCUCUGGUAGCUCCUGACACACCGCCUCGAGGACUCAGCAGCAGGGAGGCCGUGCAGAGAGGGACACACAACGUCACCCAAAACGCAGAUAACACACACCAAGAGGAGGACUUGUCCUCGUUAACCACCGACAUCGAUGAGUCCAUAGAGCAGCUGAACCAGCUCAUUCUGGAUUUGGACCCAACCUUUGUUCCCGUUCCCACCCGCUGCGCCCCCCUGUCCCGCUCCGCCUCCCUCCACACCAACGGCAUCAGCCACAAGGGAGAUGCACACCUGUCAGGGUGGAAGCAGCAGAAGCAGGUCAGUAAUGUGACAGACUACGCCGGUCUACACAGUCCAGGAUGGAUAGGGGGGGCACCUCAGACCUUCAGGGGCUCCCCAGUCCACAGUCCCCCUUUCUCUCCUUCUCGGCAUGGGCAUCUCCACAAAGCCAACAGCAUGGGUUAUCAGGGACAAACGGAGAGCCCAGACCUUGUCCCACAAACUCCAGCCUUCCCAGUAACCCCUCCAACGCCCUACGUAAAACAUUUCUCUGAGUUUUCCCAGCUCAGGACCGGAGUCCAGUGGGAGCAACACAGCUGGACACAAGAUGCCCGUAGUUUCCUGGACGGUAUGAACCACGCCGGCGGCUCCACAGAGGGAGACCUGUUCAGAUCAGACGUGUCGGUCACUCCUGCUUCCUGUCAGAGGAUCUUUGGCUCCAUGUGCUCCGUGUCAUCAGGAAGCCCCCUCCCACACACAGACAGUGCCACUCCUCCUCCAGUGUGGCAUGACCGGACUCCAAAUUCCCUGAACUCCCCGUACCCCCCCCAGCCCUCACCCCCUCUCCCUCUCAGCACUCCCAAUGCCCACAGUUCUCCCCGGGGGGCUCUGAAAAGCCUGGGUGGAGGUCUUGGGGUCCGCAGAGAGACAGACAGCGCAGACUUGUCCUCCUUGUUGUUGGGGAACGGUGGCCUGGAUCACAGCCUGCUGGAGGCCAUGGAGGGGCUCGGGACCCUGAACCUCGGGGGAGAAGGGGGCCUCGCUCCGAUCUUGCCUGAGAAGAGGAGAUGGGUUGAGGGGGGAGAAAUUGGCUCCCGCUCCCCUUCCCUAAGCGGGUUUUCCAGCCCUCACAGUGGCAGCAGUCUCAGCAUCCCUUUCUCGUCCUCCAUGACCCCCGACCCCCUGAGAGGACUCAGUGGGACCCAGUCACCCGGAUCAGACUUUGGCAGUAAGCAUGACACUGUGAAGUUUGUUCAGGACACUUCCAAGUUCUGGUACAAGCCCGACAUUUCCAGAGACCAAGCCAUCGCCGUGCUAAAGGACAAAGAGCCGGGCUCGUUCAUUGUCAGAGACAGUCACUCGUUUCGCGGGGCGUACGGGUUGGCUAUGAAGGUGGCCACACCCCCUCCGUCUGUGGUACAACAGAGUAAGAAAGUGGGAGACCUGUCCAAUGAGCUGGUGAGACAUUUCCUCAUCGAGUGCACACAGAAGGGAGUUCGUCUUAAAGGCUGCCCCAAUGAGCCUUACUUUGGAAGUCUCACUGCUCUGGUGUGUCAGCACUCCAUCACCCCUCUGGCUCUGCCCUGUAAACUCAUCCUGCCCGACAAAGACCCAGUGGAGGAGCUGAAUGAUUCAUCUGCACAAACAGCAACAAACUCGGCAGCUGAACUCCUUAAACAGGGAGCAGCGUGUAACGUGUGGUACCUGGGCUCCGUGGAGCUGGAGUCGUUGACAGGACACCAGGCGGUUCAGAAGGCGACCACGGUGACGCUCUCCAUGGACCCUCCGCCGGCCUCCACCGUCGUCCACUUCAAAGUGUCGGCACAGGGCAUCACACUCACUGACAACCAGAGGAAGUUGUUCUUCAGGAGACACUACGCCGUCAACACCGUUAUAUUCUGUUCUCUGGACCCACAGGGAAGGAAAUGGACGAGAGGCAGCGGUUCCACUGCAAAGAUCUUUGGAUUUGUCGCCAGGAAAUCUCAGAGUGACACGGAGAAUAUGUGCCACCUGUUCGCUGAGCACGACCCGGAGCAGCCGGCGAGCGCCAUCGUCAACUUCGUCUCAAAGGUCAUGAUUGGGUCACAUAAAAAGUAACGAGAGAGAGAGAGAGAGAGAGAGAGAGAGAGACUCAAACUACAGACUGAGGCUCGACUUCAUCACAUCAAUAUGAAAAAAACAAAAGACUUCUACAACAACUUUUCCUCCCAAGAGCCAAAAAACACAUGAAGACACACACUCCAACUCCUGGUCCUGUUGGUCCAUCCCGCAAAGGGAGCAGCGUUUCGCUCUGGCUGCACUGCUGGAUGCUGCCACCAGAGGGAGCCAAGACUGUCAGGUAUAAUCACCUGCAAGAUGCCAAACUCUGAACUCUGUCUUUGAAAAAAAAAAAAAAAAAUCAGACCCUUUUUCACAGACGAUCUCCUCUGAGAAUCAGAUUUUGACACUUUUUCUGACUUUAUCUUCAAACUUACUUUCAAUGCAUUACACUACCACACUGAACUCACUUGUUGCUGGAAGUCACUGUCAAAAAUAACUAAUUUCCUUCAGAUUAAACCUGAAGAAUAUCAGAUAUUCUGCACAUAAAUAUCCACGUUAUAAUUCUGAAAUCUUUUCCUUCUUGGUGUAAAUGGUGUAAAUCAGGUUUCAGCAUCACUUCUGUUUAAAAUCACAGCUCCAUUUGAUAUGUUCAAACAGAACCGACCCUGCUGUCACGUGACAGAGCCAACGACGCGGUUGCCUUGUACUUAAGAUGGAUUUAUUGUGUUGUGUUUAUAUUUUGCUCAAAGUAUUUAUCCCUUUUUACAGAUGUGUAAAAAAAACCUUCAUUGUUCCUAAAUAUACUUGUCAUAUAUUUUUGUAUAUUAACACAAACUGUACAUUAGGAUUAGAGGUAAAGUGUACCUCAGAAUUUAUGUAAUUAUGCCCCAUAUUAUUGUGGGGGGACAGUAUGAUGUAGUGUUUUACAUAACAGUGAGCUAACUACAUAAUCUGCCCACGUGUACUUGUUGUAUUACUAAUAAUAUAGUUGUUAUUCAGUUCCUUCACCAGCGACUUAAAUACAGAUUUGUACAGUUAUCGUGAAAAGAGUCUCAUUUACUGUGAUUAAUGUCAUAAAAUUAGUACAACUUUUUUUUUCUUUCCUAAUUUCCUCUCCUGCUUUACGUUUAAUUUUUAAAAUUUGAUUUUUAAAUGAAUAUUACCAGAGCAUCUCUAAGUCUGAGGCCUUGUUAAAGGAUCAGUUCACCCAAAUUACAAAAUAACAUUUCAUAUAGAACCAUGUGGAUGCUUUCAGUUUUUCCCUGCACAAGAGAAAAGCAUGUUGUUACUGAUAUUAUUUCUUUGGUAGAAAGUAUAUAUGAUGAACAGAGUCACUUUUGGACCUGUUAAGUUCUUUCUUUUGUUUAUCUGCAUGAAUUCAUUUUCACAGUGGAAGCAGCUUGACAACACAACACUGAAAUAUUAGCACUUAACUGUGAUGGUUUGCCCUUAUAGGACUGUUUUGCUCUUGUUAUUAAAAGACCUUUUUUUUCCACCUAUACCCUUUUGUGUUGUCUGUAUUUGGGUUCAGUUAUUCCUUCACAUGUGAUAGACUCAGUAACUACUGGAUACGGAGCGGGGCUGGACUUAAAGACACCUCUUGGGUAAAAAUCAGGGUCCUGCUUCCAAAUAGCAGCCGGUAAUCUGAGGAAAUGUGGCUCUUCACUCAAAAAAGUGUCUGUGGUCACUUCAAAGUCUUCCCAAGUAAAUGGCAAACUGAGGAAAAGUUUGUCCGCUGGGU